Molecule: messenger RNA, 5315 nt
Organism: Pristis pectinata (smalltooth sawfish)
Lineage: Eukaryota; Metazoa; Chordata; Chondrichthyes; Rhinopristiformes; Pristidae
Product: VIP36-like protein
Exons: 8
Coding region: 7-1002 (331 amino acids)
Biological process (GO): endoplasmic reticulum to Golgi vesicle-mediated transport; Golgi organization; endoplasmic reticulum organization
Cellular component (GO): endoplasmic reticulum-Golgi intermediate compartment; endoplasmic reticulum membrane; COPII-coated ER to Golgi transport vesicle
Molecular function (GO): D-mannose binding
Source: RefSeq, a predicted model, not a curated record
AGCAACAUGGCGCCGACAUGGGGGUGGUGUGCUGUGGUGAUGGCUGUGCUCUGGCUGGUUUUCUGCAGUAGGGGCCAGGGUGACUCAGGGACAGAGGAGUAUCUGAAGCGGGAGCACAGCUUGACGAAGCCCUACCAGGGUUUGGGAGCUUCAAGUUCCGGUACUUUCUGGGAUAUUACUGGAAACACGAUGGUGACAGCUCACUUUGUACGGCUCACUCCUGAUCUACAGAGUAAACAGGGAGCCAUUUGGAACCGUGUCGCUUGCUUAAUGCGAGACUGGGAGGUGCAGGUACAUUUCAAAAUCCAUGGACAAGGGAAGAAGAAUCUGAAUGGCGAUGGGUUAGCAGUGUGGUACACCAAAGAUCGCAUGCAACCAGGUUCAGUAUUCGGAAGUAAGGAUCUCUUUACUGGACUCGGAAUAUUCCUGGAUACUUACCCAAAUGAAGAGAAACAGCACGAGCGAAUUUUCCCAUACAUUUCUGCAAUGGUGAACAACGGGAGCAUGUCCUACGAUCACUCACGAGAUGGUAGACCUACAACUAUUGGAGGAUGCACUGCCCUUGUGAGAAAUCUCAACCACGACACCUUUGUUGUGAUUCGUUACUUGAAGAGGAGGCUCACGGUAAUGAUUGAUAUUGAUGGCAAGAAUGAAUGGAAAGACUGCAUUGAUAUUACAGGUGUCAGACUGCCAAUGGGUUAUUACUUUGGUGCUUCUUCUGCCACUGGAGACUUGACAGAUAAUCACGACAUUAUAUCAAUAAAAGUCUAUCAGCUAACAGUGGAAAGGACACCAGAAGAGGAGGAAGAGGAUGUGCAAGUGUUUGUUCCCAGUGUGGACAACUUCAGCCCGCAAGGAGAUGAUCUGGAUUCUGAGCCAAUGAGUGGCGUGACGUUGUUCUUCAUCAGUUUCUUCUCGCUUGUGGGUCUCAUGGUGCUUGCUGUAAUUGGAAUCAUCGUCUUCCAGAAGUGGCAGGAGCAGAGCCGUAAACGCUUCUACUGAGGCCCAGGCAGUGAAGAGGUUGUGGGCCAAGUCUGGGGACAGGCACAGUACGGGUUUAUUUUCCUUCGUCAACGAUGCCUCAUUCCACUGGGAUCAGCACCAAGUUGUCUCUUCACUGUUACUCUGCAUACUGCUAUCAAGAAGAUCCACACCUACUUGACCCUGUGUUGUACUUGGGGGAGGUUAAUGAGAGUCCCCACUGUCCCAAAGCAAUUGACGGGUGAAUUCCAUGGUUUGGAAGAGAGAACAGUCGUAAUGGUGAGGACUUCCAUCCCAUUUAUUUGAAUGCACUGCAGAAAUAACCUGACUGGAAGACAAAAGUGAAGGAAGAGUUUUACAACGCCCUUCCCUCCCUGAACACGUCCAUUCUGCUGUGUGUUGUGAAUGUGAUGUUAGGACUACUGCACAUCCAGUACAGAUCCUCCCUAAAUAUUGUGGAGAAUCUUGUAGUAUUCCUCUAAUCGCCACAGCGGGCAUUGAAGAGUUUGAAAGUGCUUCGCAAGAAUAUUUUUUCAAGCUGACAAAACCACUUCCAGCUGCUAAGUAAGAACGUUUUUGAACAAAACAAAACCAAAAUGAGGAAGAAAGUCGUUUAGUGACUGUUCCCCUUUUUAUUCUAACCCAAAAGAACACUUGAACUAUGUGCAGUUGAUACUGCCAUGCCUCGUAGUGUGAGUUUGUUACUUUCACCUGUGUUUAUUUUCCAGGGUAGUGAGAAGAGGCACUUGAAAUGUUUCAUAAUUUUGUGUUAAAAUGAGUAUAGAUUUAAAAACAAAUGGUGUGGGAGUGGGGUAUGAGUGAGUGAUUCAAAUGUUUCCCUGUGAUAGGAGCAAGAAUAAAAUGCAUCUUAUUUCUGUUUUGAUAAUGUAUCAGAAUAAAUACCCAUAACCUGCUGGGAAUCUAAAGACAGGCGGAACUGCAGAUCAACUGCUUUUGUUUUGAGUGGUUGCUUCCCAUGAUAUUUACUUCACUUCCACAGUAAAGGGUGAGGGUGCAGUGCAGAUGUGCACUGCUGAUGGAGUGUAUUUAGGACAUGUCUCUAAGUAUGCUUGGUACAUUUGAGAUUCCAUCAUUAAUGCAACUUGCUGUCUAUUAGGAAGGUAGUGCUGUUUUAGUCUUUGCUACUCUUGGGAGUUGCAGGUUUGCUGGCCUCUGCUUCCUGAUGUGUUGACCUUGAGUUUCUAGUUUGGGGAUGGUGAAGUAGGAACAAGGGUUUGCUGGGGGUCAGUGACAUUUAAGUGGCUGCUCAUAUAAACUAGUGAGAGCAAGGAUAAGGGUGUAAACAGUAACAAACAACAUGCAGGAGUUAAACAAUAUUGAGAGCAUAGCAGUUGGCAUCUGUGGUGGUGUGCUGGGGAUGUUUCCUCAGGCCAGAGACUUCAUUAAAUCUGAGGGGCUCAGCUGGUGCCAUAACCAACUGCUAUUGUCCUUUUACUUCAGAUUUUUAUGCUUUUCCAACACCAGUGGUUGAGACUAUUACACUGCCCUCACCAUAUGAAUUAUUUCAUAUACCAUUACCUGUAUGUGACUAAUAGUAAUUUGGCAAUGGGGUGAAGCAUUUGUGUCAAUCUGUGUUGGCACGAUUCAUUGUCUGUGAAAUUCAUUGUGUGUCUCUGAGCUCCAGGGAGAAGAGGAGAAAUUGUGACUUUGGAGAUACUGCAAAAAUAGUGAGACUUUUUCCUAUUGGUUUAUGGUGUAUUCCAUCACUCCAUUACAGAUAGUGUUGCUGUAAUUUUAAAGGAGCUUGCCAAUAUAAUACGCAAAGUUCCAAUCCAUAUUAUCUUCUCCCUUCUGACCAAUCCUGUGUUGUAGCCUUGAGGCCUUUUACAAUUCAUACUUGCAUUUAUAUAGCACUUUUCACACAAUGAAGUACUUUGGAAUGUAGUGACAGUUGUGGUGUUUGAAAGCUCCCACAGCUAACAAUGUGAUCAUGAUCUAUUAAUCUAAUAUGCCACCUGAUAGAUGAGCCAGUUAAUCAUUGGAACAGCCAGAAAUUUUCCUGAACCUUGGCAUGGGUCUUGGCGUUUGGAUACUCUUUCCCUCCAGGAGCCUAUUGUAAUUUAGAACUGCAAAUCAAAGAUAAAAGGUCAUUUCUCCUGUUUCUACCCUAAAAGAAAAUUUCAGAAAAUGUGCAAACCUGAGAUGGGGGAAUUCUUGGUAAGAAUUGCAAUCAGGCUAUUGUUGUUGAAGUUAACUGCCUUUUGUGUUCCUGUCAUCUUGCCAAGUUCUGUGACUGGGAAUGGCCUGGAUGUGGUGAACCUCAGUCUUCUGAUCCCAUUUGCCAAAGCCACUGCAGGAAAACCACUCUUACAUUCAGCAGUAUCUGAGAGCACCUUAGUUGCCAAGUGCCCAGAUGGUGAGUACUGGCAGGGUAACUGCCACCUUGGUUUGAUCCUGGUCUCCCACAUCAUAGGCAGUGAGGGAAAUCUAUGGUUAAUUUACUUGAUUUAGUAAUCCAGAUCUUAACAAUGGCAACUGUAGAAUUUAGUUCCAGAUUAUUAAUUGAAUUUAACUAGUUAUGAGUAAUGAUACCUGGAAAAACUACAGGAUCAUUGUUAAAUACCCAUCUGGUCCAGUAAUGUCCAUAUGGGAAGGAAAGCUGCAGUCUUUGCCCUUUCUGGCCUACAUGUGAAUCCAGGCAUACCAAUGUCCUGACUCUAAAAUGACCUAGUAAGCCACUUGGUUGUAGAAUGGCUUAAGGGCAAUUAGGAAUGGGCAAUAAAUGCCUUGCAAUUGAUAACCAAAUCCUGAAUUUAAAAAAAAAAUGCAGCAUUGGCAAUAGGUGUAACAAUGUUCAGCCAAAACCUAUUACCACCUGUUGAUAAUGAAAUCCAGAAGUAAAUGUGGAGGAGGGAGGGCAAUGGUGGGCAGAGAUGAGCAGUGUCAGUAGGGAUUCAGCACACUAACAUUGAGUGGAAAAUUACAGGAGACUUUAGAACUACAUUGCUGGGUAUUUUAUUGUAAAGCUGUGAGGGUAAAAGGGGUGAAAUAGCACCAAGGAGUAAAGGAGAGCAAGGAUGUCACUGGCUAUGAGAUGAAGAACAAAGUUUUUCUUUGCUGUGCAAAUUUGAUCAGGAGUUUCAAGGAAGGAUGUCAGAACAGUCUAAUUCAAAAUAUGUGUAAGAGUUUUGUAUUUUGCAGUAAGACUACAGCACUCUCCGAAGCCCACAAGGAAGCUGCUCGAAUUGACUUCUCUGCAAUGAAAUGAAAAUGCUCUUGAGUACAGUUCAGAUUUUCAAAGAUGUAGAAUGUACAAAUUGAAAGACCUGUUAUUGCCUACCCCAGCUGUGCCUACAAAUGAAUUCAAUAUAGGAGGGGCCGUAUGUAAAUAUGAAAUUCCUUCCUGUUCAUUUUUAGUGGCAAUGCUAAGGUUAAAAGUUAACACUUAAUUCAAUAAAACACCAGGGAUUUGGGAAGAAUGGCAUUCCCAAACUGUUUAUAUGACUGAACUUCAUAAAAGUUUUAAAGGUUAUUUUGUUAAUGUAUCUUCUGAAAAGUGGGUGCAUCAUGUGAAAUGCUGUGAUGUUAGUCCUUGUUCACAAAAACAGCAUGCCUCAGUUAAAUGGUGCAUGUGCAAUUGGGAAAGACUUGCACAAAGCCCAUUUACUGCCUUUGUAAUUUACAGUCAAGAACUUGUUUAGAAUAGUCUUUUUUUAAAUACUCUGGUCAUGAGAAACCUAGAAAUAAAAACAGAAAAUGCUGGAAACACUUGGCAGUUCAGAGAGCAUCUAUGGAUAGAGAAAUGGUUAACAUUUUAGAUUGAGAAACCCAUAGAGGGGCUGCUGUAAUACUGAUUCUUCUUGCCCUAAUCAGGCAGCACUGUUUAAAACUACUGUUGAACCUAUGUUUAUGCUACUGUUUAAGUAUAAUUAAACAAUGUGUGGAAAUCAAUAUAAAGCCCAAGUUUGUUCUAUCUGUUUGAGUUGUUUUAAAUACUUUACCAUGUGCCUUCAACACUGAUCAAGGUAUGGGAUGUUGUUAGAGAAGACAAUGUAAAGGACCCAGGUCUGGUAUAGAAAAGGUUAUAUAAUUAGUAAGGCUAUUACCAGGCCAACUGCAGCUGAGGGAUAAGUCAUUUGAGGGACCUCCUCAUCAAUGUGCUCAUGAGCCUGGCUAAGAUAACUGUAUGUCUAGCAACAGUCCAAAGGGUCUAUCCAAGCCAACUGCCUGUACCUUGACCAAGGUUGCACCUUGUGCUAAGGUGUCCAUGGAGCGGGAGCACAAUCUAGCCACUGGCUCACUGGAAGCCUUCCAGGACUGGUGGAUACUAGAGAGUCUGGAGUGCAAACUGGACAAAGAGAAUAAUACUUUAA